This is a messenger RNA of Suillus clintonianus, 571 nucleotides long. RefSeq names its product cytochrome c oxidase assembly protein PET191-domain-containing protein. The transcript has 2 exons. Lineage: Eukaryota; Fungi; Basidiomycota; Agaricomycetes; Boletales; Suillaceae. Gene Ontology annotation, biological process: mitochondrial respiratory chain complex IV assembly. Gene Ontology annotation, cellular component: mitochondrion. Bases 128 to 397 code for a protein of 89 amino acids. The record is from RefSeq and is a predicted model, not a curated record.
GAAACAAAUCAUUUAUGUUUCUUGCUCUCCUCAAACCAUCAAGUCAUUUUUGACUUGACCUCUGAUCACAUCACUCAGACGCUGCACGACAUCAAGUCGCGUCUAGUUUCAUAGCGGGAAAUCGAUCAUGUCCUCCUCUUGUGACGCUCUCCUCACAGCACUCAAGGAAUGUCUUCUCAAUUCCGACUGUGUCCAAAAGCAAGGACAUCUCCCCUCGGAGUGUCUCAAGCAGCACAGUAAUGAGUUGCCGGAGCAAUGUCAGCUACUUAGGAAGGCCACUUUCGAGUGCAAACGCAAUAUGCUGGAUAUGAGGACGCGGUUUCGAGGUAACACGGUGGGAAUGGAUGCUGAGAAGCUGAGACAGCAGAAGAGUCCCGCACCUCCUGCAGAAUCCUGACGUGACGGAUGGCUUUGCUGUAGCUUUUGACCACUACCAAGUUCUAUAACGAUGGCGAUACCCGCGACUCAUUGUUUUCCCUUAGAAUUCCAGUCCUAGUGCGUAUCCUCUUCCAUGUCAUAAUAUCCCCCUCAAAGAAUUAUGUUUCCAGUUUCUCUGCUGGUAUCCAAUAGG